GUGGCGGUGGAAGCGGCGGUGGCGGUGGCAGCGGCGGUGGCGGUGGAAGCAGCGACGAGCUGAAUGGUCUUAAAAUGGUUGAACCAAUGGAAGAAGGGGAACCAUAUUCCUACCAUCAGGAUGAAGAAAAUAUUAAAGAAAUUCCUAUUACCCAUCAUGUAAAAGAAGGAUGUGAGAAGGCAGAUCCUGCUCAGUUUGAGUUACUCAAAGUUCUUGGUCAGGGAUCAUUUGGAAAGGUUUUUCUUGUAAAGAAGAUCAUCGGUCCUGAUGCUGGGCAGCUUUAUGCAAUGAAAGUAUUGAAAAAAGCAUCUUUAAAAGUUCGAGAUAGAGUUCGUACAAAGAUGGAGAGGGAUAUACUUGUAGAAGUAAAUCAUCCAUUUAUUGUCAAAUUGCACUAUGCCUUUCAGACUGAAGGGAAGCUGUAUUUAAUACUGGAUUUUCUCAGGGGAGGAGAUGUAUUUACAAGAUUAUCCAAAGAGGUUAUGUUUACAGAGGAAGAUGUGAAAUUCUACCUCGCAGAACUUGCCCUUGCUUUGGAUCAUCUGCACAGUCUGGGGAUUGUGUACCGGGACCUGAAGCCAGAAAACAUUUUGCUUGACGAAGCAGGACAUAUCAAGUUAACAGAUUUUGGACUCAGUAAAGAAUCUGUAGACCAAGAAAAGAAGGCAUACUCAUUUUGUGGUACAGUUGAAUACAUGGCUCCUGAAGUAGUAAACAGGCGAGGCCAUUCCCAGAGUGCUGAUUGGUGGUCAUUUGGCGUGUUAAUGUUUGAAAUGCUUACUGGUACUCUGCCUUUUCAAGGGAAAGACAGAAAUGAGACCAUGAAUAUGAUAUUAAAAGCAAAACUUGGAAUGCCUCAGUUUCUUAGCCCUGAAGCACAAAGUCUUCUAAGGAUGCUAUUCAAAAGAAAUCCUUCAAAUAGAUUAGGAGCUGGUACAGAUGGUGUUGAAGAAAUCAAAAGACAUCUUUUCUUUUCAACUGUUGACUGGAAUAAAUUAUAUAGAAGAGAAAUUCAACCUCCAUUCAAACCUGCUUCUGGAAAACCAGAAGAUACUUUUUGUUUUGAUCCUGAAUUUACUGCAAAAACACCCAAAGAUUCUCCUGGAGUUCCACCCAGUGCUAACGCGCAUCAGCUUUUUAAAGGAUUUAGCUUUGUUGCAACUUCUACCAUAGAAGAUCAGAAAAUUUCUCCCCUCACAAAUAUAUUGCCAAUUGUACAGCAACUACAUGGAAACAGUGCACAAUUUAAUGAUGUGUAUGAACCAAAGGAGGAUAUUGGUGUUGGCUCCUAUUCUGUUUGUAAACGAUGUAUACACACAGCUACCAACAUGGAAUUUGCAGUGAAGAUAAUUGACAAAAGUAAAAGAGAUCCCUCCGAAGAAAUUGAGAUUUUGAUGCGUUAUGGACAGCACCCCAACAUCAUCACUUUAAAGGAUGUCUAUGAUGAUGGCAGAUACGUUUACCUUGUUACUGAACUGAUGAAGGGAGGAGAACUACUUGAUCGUAUUCUCAGACAAAAAUUUUUUUCAGAACGGGAGGCUAGUGAUGUCCUGUAUAUAAUAACUAAGACGGUUGACUACCUUCACUGUCAAGGAGUGGUUCAUCGGGACCUUAAGCCUAGUAAUAUUUUAUAUAUGGAUGACUCGACUAAUGCUGAUUCUAUUAGGAUCUGUGAUUUUGGGUUUGCUAAACAACUUCGAGGAGAAAAUGGACUUCUCUUAACUCCAUGCUAUACUGCCAACUUCGUAGCACCUGAGGUUCUCAUGAGGCAAGGUUAUGAUGCUGCUUGUGAUAUUUGGAGUUUGGGUGUCCUGUUUUACACGAUGCUGGCCGGAUAUACUCCUUUUGCUAAUGGUCCCAAUGAUACUCCUGAAGAAAUAUUGUUACGGAUAGGUAGUGGAAAAUUCUCUCUAAGCGGUGGCAACUGGGACACUGUUUCAGACACGGCAAAGGAUUUGCUAUCCCACAUGCUUCACGUCGACCCACAUCAACGGUAUACUGCUGAACAAGUAUUAAAACACUCCUGGAUAGCCUGUAGGGACCAGCUACCGCAUUAUCAGCUCAACAGGCAAGAUGCACCACAUCUAGUAAAGGGAGCGAUGGCUGCUACAUACUCCGCACUGAAUCACAAGACGUUUCAGCCAGUCUUAGAGCCUGUCGCUGCUUCGAGUUUAGCUCAACGGAGGAGCAUGAAAAAGCUAACAUCCACAGACUUGUAAGAUUGCCAAACUGGAGGAAGGGAAAAUCUGAGGAAUGGCUCUCUCUUCUCUCUACCUAAUCAGUGAUCAAAAGCAUAUAUAUAGUUUUCUUCUACACUACUUGAAAAUUCUGUAUGAGUCCUUUUUUUAGAAAAAAAAUUUUAAAAAUCACCACAGGUCCACAAAAUUCAUACGAUGUUGUUUUGCAGCAGUGUCUGUGUGUUUAACUUAAACACUAGGGUAUGAUGAGACCCUAAAGAAUCCCUGCAAACUGACCGCUUAAAAAUUUGUUUCAGCUGUGGAUAUAUUAUUAAUGACUUCUCUGGUUUGGGGGCAACCAUUUCCAGUGACCAGGUUGCACUGAAAGAUGUAUAAUGCCAGGCAGUAUACAUUGAUUACAUUGAUACAGUAUGAUUCAUUGAACCCUGCUAGAAAACUUUUUGGUUUGUGUCAUUUUAAACAAGUAUAGAAACUUGUCAUUUUCCAUAAUCAAUGGGCUCCAUUUAACUCUCUGUAGCUGCCAAAGUAUAGACUUGGCAAUUUGGUGCCUGCUCAAACCACAUUAGUGCUAGUGUGAGAAUCUCCCAGUAGACCCGGUGCGAAGACUCAACACGAGGAUCGGCUAAGACAGGACAUGCAGUUUAGAUCUCUGCAUGCUAUCUGGUCAAGUCAAGUCGGUGAGUGAUUUCAUCUAGAUGUAAGGGUGUCCCAUCAGAUUUUUGUAAAAUUUAAAUCUAAUCGGGGGCUUUCUAGGAAAACCAGAGACUCCUUUUCCUUCCCUCUCCUUCUCUUCCACUCCCCCUACCCAGAGUCUGUCAUCCAUGGUGUAAUAUAUUAAAUACGAUUCACACUUUGAGAAUAUGAGUCUCAUAUUGCCAUUGACUUGGUUAUAUGUCACUCCUACUUAACCAGUCAGAUUCAAUCAUCACCUGCCCCCUUUACACAUGAAUCACACUGCUGUUCUUCUGACGGCCCUGUGCUUUGGAUUGCUGUACUCCAUGGUGAUCUCCCCUGAAAUGUAUGGUAAUUGAACUGACAUUUUAGUGUAGUACUUGUGCACUUAGCACAUGUGAUAUAGUGUGCAUUUCAGUAAACUUUAGAAAAUAUUAUGUAAUAGUUUAAAUUUAUUAGGGUGAAUAGAUAUUAAAUAAGAAAUAACAUUAAUGGUCAACAUCUAAAUUUGAGCAUAUUUUAAAGUCAGAUUUCAUCAAAAAGCCAAACUAGUCUGAGAUCCUUGAAUCGGUGAUUCAGAACCACUUCUAUAGUAGGUAUUGUUUUUUCUAAGUGACGGACUCUAUAAAUAAUGGAAAAAAAUAAUUAAAAGAACCAUUUUAAGGUAAUGCCAUAAUUACUAAUUACUAUAAACUACUGGCAGAAGGAACUCAUGAAUGUAAACUGGGGGAUAUUCAGAUUUUGCUUUGUGAAUAUCUGUGAACUACUUGUGUGUGCUAGGAGUACUGUUUGCUGUGUGUGUUAAUUUUAUUCAGUUGAGAGGAGGAAAUCUAUUUCUGCGUGCAGAAAUAUGCCAUUUAGGUUGGGAGACUCGGAGGUUUGGUAUUUAAUAAAAGAAAACAUAUUCUUUUCAUUAUAUAAUUGAUAUAUACCCAGUGCACCAAGAUCUGUUUCUUGAGUGUGAUGUGUGAACGUUUGUAUCUCUUAUAUUGAAUUGUCUAUUUGAAAUACUUGAAAGACAUUAAAGAGCAUCUAAUGCCACAUGGAAUACAUCAUUUAGAAAUAGUUAUACUGGUGUCUUAUCUGGUGGCUUUUCCUGUCCCACUUUGGCUUUUUCUUCUCUCAUUUUGUUUCGUUACUGGAAGUGCUUGCAUGUGACAACUGUCUGUUCAUAUCUUCCAACUUAUUAUCUACCUUGUCAUCAUCUUAUUUGUCCUGUUAGGUCAUCGUCCUGUCAAGAUUGAUAACAAAAAUUCAGAAGUACAGUUUUGGUGUUGGAUUUUCCAAACUUUUAAAGAUCGGUUGUCAUACAUAUUUCUCUAGUAAUAAAAUCUGGGGAAGUGAGAUUGGGAAAGGAAUGGAAAUUGUGUUCAAAACUUGUCAGUUUUCCAUAGGCGAUCUUUUCUUUCAAAAGGAAAAGGGGAAAAAAUGUGAUUUUAUGAAAUUUUAUUUCAUAUCCAGAAGGACCAUGUCAUACAAUCCUUCUGUUUUUUAAGGUACACAAUCCCUGUUGACACUUUGUAAAGGACAGAAAGAUAACCUGAUGGAUGUGCCAUUUUCUACUGGUUAGAUUGCCAAAAGUUUCCUUGUCAGUUCAGACAGGCUAGCCUCACAGUAUGAAGUCUGAACGAAGAUUUCACUUAAAACAGAACUGAGAGCCAGGCAGGGAUAUCAUAUAUUUUACUUCCACAAAUAGGAAUUGAAAGAUGGCAUUUGAGUGGUAAGGGCUUGACAGGAUAUGGUUUUUGUUGUUGUUGUUGAACUAAUCUUCUACAAAAUUCACUGUGAUCCUCUUGCGAUAUCUUUUGCGAUAUCUUUGAUGGAUUCACUUUUUGUGAGAUUUUCCUUCAAGUCAACAAAAAGACAAGUUCUUGACAGUAUUUAAUGACAGCUUUGUUACUGGAGUAGGUGAGGUGAUAUAUAGAGUAAACAUUUAAUUCAUCUUUCUCAAACCAAGAAGAUCAGGUUUGCUCCAAACAACUAUCUUUAAGUCCUAAAGCACAUCUUCCCAUGAAAAUCUCAGGAAAACAUUUACAAGUUAAAUUGUAUGUAAGUCUAGUGCUGGUGGUAGUCAGUUUGUAAGGGGGGAGAAAUGACAAUUUCUGUCCUUCUGUGAAAAUUAAGCUUCAGCCUAUUUUGUUAGACCCAGGAAUGCUUAUGCAUUGAAUUCCUAUACUUUCUUAUGGUCGAUAUCAAAACAGUAAAACAUUUUCCACAGUCCACAUGUAGAUUUGAUAGCAGCUUUCUUUUAGUGAGAUCAAAGAGCUUUCACGUGUACAAGUAUUCCCCAGCUUAAAAACCAGGUUGUGCUCCUAGAGUUCAUUUAUAAGAUAAAGAUUCAAAUACAUUUUCCAUCCACACAGUAUUCUGUAGCUGGUAGUUAGAUCCCCAGACUAGCUCUCAAAAGUCUCUUUAACUUCUAAUGUAGUUGAAUUACAGUACUAGUCUUGAGUUUUACAUUCUAGGAGCAGAAGGCCAUGUGACACGGUGAGAUGGCAAAAGAAUAGAGUCGUCCUCCUUCCUGUCCCUCCUCUCUGCCUCCUUUUCUGGACACAGGCUAAGGUGUAGGCAAAAAAAAAAAAUUAAAUCGACAAAGGUUACCUUUGUCAUCCAUUUCACUGUCUGUACUUCUCAACCACCUCUGAGUGCUUUUCUGCUGGUGUUCUCAUGUGGUCCAACAUAUUCCCUUAGGGAUGCCCCUAUCUCGGUUUACCUUACCCCCCAAAAGGGUUCCACGAUGCAAAAUUUUCUACCUCCCAUCCCCUCAGUCAAAAUUACCAUUCUAGCAAUGCAGCCAAUAGUGGGAGGCAGGCAAUCUUUUUGAACAAAUUCACAUUAGUGUGUGAGUGACUAACCGUCACAAAGAAUUUACAUUUUUAAAUGAUAAAAAAACUUAUUAGAUCAUUUAACUCUCGAGUGAAAAUCAAAAAAUAUUGAUUGAGAAGAGCGAGAUGUUUUUUCAGUAUAAAGGCUUGCCCCACAGAGAAGGCCAGCCCUACAUGGGAGUAUGUCCCUGGUCAGCUUGCCCUAAGGUUCUUUUCCUUUUGUCAGCUUCAUCCCUUCUUCUGUUUUUGAACCUACAGAUUAUUUGAGAGCUUUUCUGUGAUUAGAGAAAGAUUGGUUGAAGAUUGCUCGUGUUCUGAUUCCUUACAAUGCUUCCUAUUUUACAAAUAGGCCGGAGAGGUUACACCACCGUGAAUUGGCACUGAAGGCUUAAGUUUCCAGAAGUGCUUCUUAAACUUUAGUGUAGGCUCUCCUCUUCUUAAUUUCUUGAGUGCAAUGCUCUGUCCUCUUAAGUGAUUCUGUGGGCCAUAGAGGGCCUAUUAUGAUGAUAGUACUUUUUCAGUGAGGUUGCAAGCAAUAUUAAACCUAGAUGGACCAACUACCAUUUUAAAAAUGCAUUCUAAAUUUCAGUUGAUUCAUGUAUUUGUGGAAUAACUAUAUAUAUAUGCAUAUAUUUUUGAUUAUAUAUAUAUAUAUUAUAAUUAAAUGCCACAUUUAAUUAUCUAUUAUACACAUUACAUACGUGCGUACGUGUAGUGGUACUUGCCAGCCCAUGCAGGAGAACGUUAGCAGCCCACAACAUACUUUUGAGGAUGCACUUUUUUCUGGUUUUAGUGUUAAUAUAGUUUAUAAAAGUGCAUUAUGUAAUUAAAAAUAAAGUGAUGAUGCUUAACACCAUCCUGUGACUUUGAUCCCCCAAAUUCCAUGGGGUGACUGAUUACCAUGGAUAUUAAAGAAACAGUGUUUCCUCAACAUAGAUCCUGACACUUCAACUUAAUGUCAUAGGAUUUCCUAGAGUUGAAACAAAACACAAUUAAGACAAAACCAAAAUCCUCUGAAAGUUAAGUUUGCUUUCAUCAUAUAUGCAAGAUGUCCCCUCCAAGUUUACUUGAGAGCAAGCAGGUUUUUAGCUAAAUGCUUAUAAAUAUUUAUGUAAUGUCCUAGUUAGGAUUAUGCACUAAGCUCACUAACCCCAAGAGGCAGAUACACAUGCAAACACACACACAAGGCUUAUUUUGGUGACUAUGGUUCUUUCCUUCUAGUUGUCUAAUUACAUGAACUAAUUCAGUAUUCGAAGACAUUUAUUAAGUAGCUAAUUGUGUGAUGCCAUACUAGUAAGCAUUGUACUAACUGCUAAUGGAUAUUAACAUCUUAAAAUCAAGUAUCUGUCAUGUCCGAUGGCCUUUUAGAUGUAAUUGCCUCUUUCUUCCCUCUAUGUUAGUAUUAUUUAGAUAGUGUUCUGAGUAUUUGAGUCUUUUCUCCAAUCAUCCUUCCAAAGUUGAAAAAAAAAGUUGAACAGAAGUGUGAGUUUCUUGCAUCGUGUGACAUCUUGUUGUUUUUAAACCUCAGGAAUUCACCUAAUUUAGCAAAUCUUUAUUGGGCAUCUGAAAUUGAUGAAAAGAAUUCUCCACAGAAACAAGUUUUAAGGAUGUCACUCGAUUAUUUUACCCUUCAAGUAAAUGUUUUCCACGCUGACCUUUCCAAAACAAAAAUGAUUUUUCAGCUAAACCACAGAGUACAAAAGUUUAAGGAGAAUGUGUUCUUUGCCAGAGGAAGCGUUCUCUUAUUCAGUAGGCUCUCUAACCACAUUAGUAUCUUUAUGUUGCUUUGUUGACAAGCACUUUGGCAUUUUUGCACCGAUCCUCUGAUUCGACUAAGUAUUGUACUAGCAUGUUCUUACUGCAAUUCUCAAUACAGUAAAGGGCAUUAAGUGGAAGUUGUAUGCAAUUUAAUGUACAUGCUAUGGUACUUAAAAACUGCUAUGGAAUAAAAGGUCCCCAGUGUUUAGAUAUUGUAGUACUUAUUUCCUUUGAUAAAUAUAUGGUGGCGUUAAAUAUCCUAUUUAUUUUGCUUAAUUUUUAAAUGUUUUCUUUAAAGCACUGUACAUGUUGACAUUCAAGUUUGCAUUGUACUGCCUUCUUCUCCUUGUAAGGCUGACUCCAGUAGUGCGUUCUACAGUUUGUGUUUCCUUGUGCAGUGCUGCUGAUAAACAGCUCUCACUUUGAAUCUACAACAUGCCAAAGACAACAUAGAAAUUGUAUUUAUUUUUGUUCUUGUUGAAACUCUGUGAUCAACAGUUGUGGAGAUACCAUGUUCAAUAACUGGCAUUCUCUGGGUACUAGAAUAAAAAGGCUGUAACUUUAUAAUACCUUAUAAUUGACCACACUUGAUCAUUUAUGGGGUGUAUGGGUAUAAAACUUUGAGAUGGCUGUUUUUAUAUUAACCUUGUACUGCUUAUUGUAUGAUUCAUCUACUUUUCACUGUAUUCAAAAUUUACUUGUGAAAGUGUUUCAGAAUAUAUCUGUUUACUCUCAUUCUUAAAGCUCUUUCUGCUGUAAGAUCGUUCCACUGAUUUCCUUUUUUUUUUUUUUUUUUUUUUUUUUUUGUAAAGCAAGAAAACUCAAAUUACUGAGUUUUGAGUGCAAGACCAUAUAAAAAUGUUUAAGACUUAGGUGGGGGGCAUCAAUGGGCCUUUGUGUUGGAGGAUUGGUCUUUUCUGCAGUAAAUACUAAUUAAGUUAAUGUUGAGGUAUCUGUUUGUGUUCUUUAAAGCUUUGAAUCAAGUAUCCUCCUAGAA
Messenger RNA from Sarcophilus harrisii (Tasmanian devil), 8450 nucleotides. RefSeq names its product ribosomal protein S6 kinase A6 (gene RPS6KA6). Lineage: Eukaryota; Metazoa; Chordata; Mammalia; Dasyuromorphia; Dasyuridae. The coding region runs from base 75 to 2219 and encodes 714 amino acids. Gene Ontology annotation, molecular function: ribosomal protein S6 kinase activity; ATP binding; magnesium ion binding. The transcript has 22 exons. Gene Ontology annotation, biological process: protein phosphorylation. The record is from RefSeq and is a predicted model, not a curated record.